AUGACGGGCAAAGAUAACGAGGCCUACUCCCAACAUGUGACCUGGACAGUAGAAGAAGGAGAGAGCGGUGGCUCGGAGAGAGACGCGCUGAAAGCUAUUGACCCUGCUGGAUUUUAUAUCCGACAACCGCCCAAGCCUCAUGAGCUCGGCGGUGACGUGACGGAUGAAGAACAUCUUUUUCAGACAAUCCACAUGGGUGCGGCGGUCGUCGAUGAAGACAAUUGGAAACUCGUGGUGGACGGACAGGUAGAACGCGCGUUUUUCGUGAAUCUAGCACAGUUGAAAGCAAUGCCCAGGACGACCAUCACAUCUUUCCACGAGUGUUAUGGGAGUCCAGUGGCACCGCCUACCACCGCAUUAUGGAGGAUCGGCAAUGUUCAAUGGACAGGCGUCCGUCUGGCAGAACUACUGCGUAUCGCCCGACCUAGACCCGCAGUCACUCACGUUUGGUCCCAAGGCUUGGAUCACGGCUCGUUUGCGAACGUCGCUGCUGACAAGUACGAGAAGGACCUCACGUUGGAAAAGGCGUCUGCUCUCGAGGUGUUGGUCGCAUUCGAGAUGAACGGAGCACCACUGACCAAGAACCGCGGAGGUCCUGUAAGGCUAGUGGUGCCUGGAUGGUUCGGCACCAAUUCUACAAAGUGGCUUUGCAGACUUUCUCUGCGAGAUGGUCGUGCUUCGGGUCCCUUUACCACGAAAUUCUACAAUGAGGUUGAUCCCACUGACGAGACUGGGCACAGAAUGAGGCCGGUGUGGAUGGUCGAGCCCAACUCGAUGAUAGUCAGACCCAAGCCGGAAGAGACCUUGUCGGCGCAACAAAAGAUCGAGGCCUGGGGCCGUGCAUGGGGUGGUCAGGAGAUCAUCCGAGUCGAUCUGAGUCUCGACGAUGGUAAGAGCUGGACUCCUGCGAAUGUGACGCCCAGAAAACAGUUCGAAUGGCAGCUUUGGAGGGGCGAUGUCAGCGUGGAUGUUCCGGGGAGAUAUCGAUUGAUCGCAAGGGCCACAGAUGACAAUAAUGUCGCUCAGCCGUUGGCCGGAAGAAGAAAUCACGUACACCAUGUGACGGUUACGGUGGAAUGA
Exophiala oligosperma is the source of this 1080-nucleotide messenger RNA. RefSeq lists its product as uncharacterized. The record is from RefSeq and is a predicted model, not a curated record. Gene Ontology annotation, cellular component: mitochondrion. The coding region runs from base 1 to 1080 and encodes 359 amino acids. The transcript has a single exon. Gene Ontology annotation, molecular function: molybdenum ion binding; oxidoreductase activity. Lineage: Eukaryota; Fungi; Ascomycota; Eurotiomycetes; Chaetothyriales; Herpotrichiellaceae.